CAUCUCUUGAAGCUCUGGUGAACUAAGGAAGAAAGGAGCGGUAUCCUGCACGUUUUCCCGCCAUAUUACCUUCGCUACUCUUAUUUCAAGCGAUUUUUAUUUGAAGGAAUAUAAUAUUGAUAUGUGAACCAUCACCCACACAGACACUGGACGGAAUACUUCAGUCUUACACUCCAGUCUGGGCCUAAACAGGGGGUGAGGAUGGGGCGUGGGGACAACCUGACCAUAUUAUACCCUUCUGGGUGUAAGGAAGUGACGGAAGAUGUUGGUCCUGAUGAGCUAAUCCGGCGGCUGAAGACUUUAGCUCACACUCUACAGUCCAUGGGCCAGGAUGAUGGUGCUUACCAGGUUAGUGAAUACGUCCCAUUGGCCAUGCACAUAGCAGAUGACUUCUUUCUCUCUUAUCCGAGUCGUGAUGUGCAGCUGCUGAUAGCCUGCUGCAUUGCUGAUGUUUUGAGGGUUUAUGCCCCAGAAGCGCCUUACAAAGAUCCUGGACAAGUGAAGACUCUCUUCAUGUUCCUGAUAAAGCAGCUUGGAGGCCUCAAAGAUCCUAAAGAUCCAGCCUUCAAGCGCUACUUCUACCUCCUAGAGAACCUGGCCUAUGUCAAGUCCUUUAACAUGUGCUUUGAGUUGGAAGAUUGUCAAGAGAUAUUUUGCAAGCUUUUCAAACUAAUGUUUAACAUUGUCAAUGAUGAACACAGUGGGAAGGUGAAGUCAUUUAUGUUGGAUGUCCUCUGUCCACUUAUCAAUGAGAGUGAUGUCGUGUCUAAUGAUCUCUUAGACAUUAUACUGUCCAACGUUCUUGAGCCAGCCAAGUCCCAGCGGAAAAACGCUUAUCAUCUAGCCAAAGAACUGGUGGUCAAAUGCUCCGACACCUUGGAACCUUACAUACAAGCAUUCUUCAACCAUGUCUUGAUAUUGGGUCGUGAGGAGAAGACACUGACCAUAUCACAGAAGGUAUACGACCUCAUUUACGAAUUGAAUCACAUAUGUCCUUCAGUCUUACUAUCCGUCUUACCACAGUUGGAGUUUAAACUGAAGAGUUCUGAUGAAGAGGAGCGUUAUGGGUCAGUCUCUUUACUUGCUCGUAUGUUCUCAGAAAAGGAUUCAACUCUGGCACUGAAUCAUAGACAGUUGUGGACUGCUUUUCUGGGGAGAUUUAAUGACAUCAGCAUCAAGAUUCGUACAAAGUGUGUCCAGUAUUCUAUGCACUUCUUAUUAAAUCAUCCCCUGCUACGAAAAGACAUUACAGACACCUUGAAACUCAGACAGCACGACUCUGAAGAGAGUGUGAGAUAUGAAGUUGUGAUGGCCAUUGUAUCAACUGCCAAGAAAGACUUCAGCAUAGUGUCAGACAGUGAAGAUCUCCUUAAUUUUGUAAAGGAGAGAACACUUGAUAAAAAGUUCAAGAUUCGUAAGGAAGCCAUGUGUGGUUUAGCAAUGAUAUACAAAAAACACCUCAAUAGUCCAGAUGUUCCACCAGCCACCCGCCACGCUGUCACCUGGAUCAAGGAUAAGAUUCUUCAUGGCUACUACAUGACCAGCAUGGAUGACAGAUUACUUGUGGAACGUCUCUUAAAUACAUGUCUGGUACCAUAUCAGCUUCCCCCAGAAGACCGCAUGAAGAAGCUGUUUUAUCUGUAUGCCUCUAUUGAUGACAAUGCUACCAAAGCCUUCAUAGAACUUCAGAAACACCAGUUGGCCGUGAGAAAAAAUGUUGCCGAGCUUAUUGAGCUUCACCGAAAGCCUCAGGAUGAGGAGCGAGACCGUGAAAUUGCUUACAGACUUGGCCACCUCACUAAGUUCCUUCCUGACCCUCUAAAGGUUCAGGAGUUCCUAAGAAAGUUUUCUCAGAACCUUAAUACUGACCCACAGUUAUUGUCACUUAUGGAAACUGUUGUCAGUCAUGAUGUUUCGUGCAAAGACAGUGUAGAAGCCGUGACACAGAUCCUGAAGAAGCUCGGGCAACCAGUGAUGACCAACUUGUAUUAUAACACCAUCAAGAUGUUGCUGGAGCGUGUGUCUAGUGUCAUGGUGGACCAGACAGCACUGGAGGCCCUUGUAGGACUAGUAGAGGGGGCUCUUAGUGCAGACACAAGUGUGCUCGACUCCCUCAACCUCACCUCCGACAUUGCUACCGAAAAAGGACUAAAGCUGCUGUUUGUGUUAUCAUUUGUGUAUCCAGCUCACUUCUUGCAUGCGGACAUCCUGACGCGACUCAUUGCCCUCCUCAACGUGCCAGAUUCAACAAUAUCCCCACCAGUCCUUUCUGUUCUUACCUACAUAGGCAAAUAUAAACCUAUUGGGGAACCAUAUCCAGAUCUUGCAUCAGUGCUUAUUCCAAUUUGUCAGCGGUUUGCAGAAUCAGGUACCCCCAAACAAGCUAAGCAUGCUGUACGAUGUCUUCACACAAACUGCACUUCAGACUCAGAUGAAGUGUUUGAAAGGAUAUUGGAGAAAAUCAAAGAACAGCUGACAUUUGAUAGCGUACACUUCAGAACAGCUGUUGUGUCCUUGGGUCACAUAGCUUUCAACAUGCCUGACAAAUUCCUAAUACCCAUAAAAAAUGUUGUAUCAAGAAAGGUUGUUAAAGAGUUGUUAAUGCGGAACCAAACCAGUGCACACACCCCGGGCCCUCUCCCAAGAGAUGAUGUUGAAGAGUGGAUCGAGGAGGAAUUGUUGACUGAGGAAUCAUCAGUUAAAAUGGAGGGCAUCAAAAUGAUGGCAAGAUGGCUUCUAGGACUAAAGUCUGACGUGAUCUCAGCGCAAAAAACGUUCCGUAUGCUAAAUGCCUUCAUCCUUCACAAGGGUGAUUUACUAGAAACUGGUAAAAUGCUGCAGUCCCCGAGUUAUGAACGCCCGACUUACGAACACCCGCACUUACGAACGGGAUCCCAAUAUAUUCAGCACAAAAAUCAGAAAGCAGAAAUGGCUCAUCUAAGACUAUCUGCUGGUGCUGCAAUGCUCAAGAUUUGUGAGCAGAAGGGCGUUGGUGACCAGUUUACCUCAGAGCAGUUCUACAAUCUCUCUCUUCUCAUGAAUGAUGAGUGUCCACAAGUUCGUGAAAGGUUUGCCAUCAAGCUGCACAAGGGUCUGGCUCGAGGGAUUCCACACAAAUGCCUGCCUCUUGAUUUCAUGGGGUUCUAUGCCUUGGCUGGGCUAGAACCUGACCGACAGUUGAAAAUAGCAGUUAGGCAAUACAUGAUGGCUGACAUUAGCAAGAGAAGAGAUUAUAUUAGGUCAAUCACUAUGUCAGGAGGAAGUGAGAAAGCAUCCAGCCAACUGCCACACAUCAUGCCAGACUACAUGCUGGUGUUCGCUGUGCCCCUUCUUGCCCACCAACCAGACUUUAAGGACCCCACUGAUGUGUCCCAGUUAACUCGUAUUCGCUCCUGUCUCUGGUACAUCCUUGAACCUCUUAUGACCAAGAAUGAUGUUUAUUGUUUUGGGUUUUAUAAGGCACUCAUUGAACAGAUGAAGAAUCACAAAGAUGCAGUGAAGCCAGAAGAUGAAAUAACAAAUCAGAAAUUGUGGGCAGUAUGUGACUUAGCAAUGGGCCUCAUUUUGUCUAAGACGACAAGUUUCGAGAUGAAGGAGUUCCCCUCUGACCCCCGGAUACCCCCUAUGUACUUUAAGAAGCAUGAGGAUCCGAACUUUGUAAAUGUAAAAUCGUACCUGCCAACUGAAUUACAAGUGAAUGCGCCCAAGGGGUCAACCAAGGUGCUGACAGGCGUGACAAAGAAAACAACAAAUACAGUGAUGAUGGUUAAGUCUGCAGUGCUGAACAAACAGAGACCUGAAGACAGAGUGGAGGAUAAUGUAACAACUAGCAGCAGCAUAGACUUGCCAGUAAUGAAGGAGGUCAAGGAUGAAGACACAAUGAUGGAUGAGGACACAAGUAACUUAACUAAUACCAGAAAAAGAAGUCGUGGUGGCUUUAACUUGGAGGAUGAGUUAGACAAUGAUGACAGCACAACACUAACCAGUGUAUUGCCCACACCCACCGUUCCAUCUGCAUCCUCAACAGGACCUGCAAGCAAGAGAGGGCGUAUCGGAGGAGCUAUUGAUGCGGCAUCCAAUAGGAUAUCUAGUUAUCUACAGAAAGAGACAAAUGGCAAGACGUGAGUAACCAGUCCAACAGAAAGCUAAAACAGACUUGUUAUGAGAAUGCAAAGGGUUGUAGUUGUGCUUAGAGUACCCAGAUAGGACAGAAACAGCAUCACUUGUACACUGUAAGCCUUAGGUGUGGCUUUCAGGCAUAAUUAGUGUCCAUACCAAAGUUUAGGUAUAUUUCCAUGCCAGGUCUAAUUGAGGAAAGUAUACUGGUCAGAAGUGGGAACAAAUGUGUAACCUGUUGAAGAAUGGCAGUCUUAGAAGGUAGUCGAAGGUGUUGUACAUAUAAAAGUUAAAGAGUUGGCUGAGAAGGUGGGAUAUGUCGAGUGUAUUUUUAUUUAUUUACUUGUUUUUCUUCAUAAUUUGAGGAGAAGAAUGGUCCUAAGUCUCAUAUGAAUGAAAUGCACUGUCAUUAAAAAGUAA
Molecule: messenger RNA, 4536 nt
Organism: Homarus americanus (American lobster)
Lineage: Eukaryota; Metazoa; Arthropoda; Malacostraca; Decapoda; Nephropidae
Gene: pds5
Product: sister chromatid cohesion protein PDS5 homolog B-B-like
Exons: 25
Coding region: 202-4125 (1307 amino acids)
Biological process (GO): DNA repair; mitotic sister chromatid cohesion
Cellular component (GO): nucleus; chromatin
Source: RefSeq, a predicted model, not a curated record